CGCGAGCGCGGCAUCGCGAAAUCACUCGGUAUAGAACUUACCAAGAAAGUCAAGGAGAGCCGAGUACUACUUGUUGGCGCCGGCGGCAUUGGAUGUGAGGUGUUGAAGAACUUGUCUGCCAGUGGAAAGAAGGCGGAGAUUGUGGUCAUUGACCUGGAUACCAUCGACCUGAGCAAUCUGAAUCGGCAGUUCCUGUUUCGAAAACAGCACAUUAAGAAGCCGAAGGCAUUUGUCGCGAAGGAAACUGCAAGCCAGUUCAACCCAAAUGCGAACAUUGACGCACACCACGCGUCCAUCUUCGAUUCACAGUAUGAUGUCGAUUUCUACGAAGGAUUUGACAUGGUUUUCAAUGCGCUCGACAAUCUGGCCGCGCGACGACAUGUGAAUCGCAUGUGUCUCGCGGCUGAUGUGCCACUGAUAGAAAGCGGCACGACUGGUUUCAACGGCCAGGUGCAGGCAAUCAAGAAGGGUGUGACGGAAUGCUAUGACUGCAACGAGAAGCCCGUCCAGAAGUCAUUCCCUAUCUGCACCAUCCGAUCUACUCCAUCACAGCCAAUCCAUUGCAUUGUGUGGGCAAAGUCCUACCUGCUACCCGAGCUAUUCGGCACCAGCGAAGACGACUCUUCCGACGUGGCCGUGACAGACGGUGACAAUGCUGAAGAAGUCGCGAAGUUGAAAGAGGAGGCUGAGGCCCUGAAGAAGAUUCGAGGCAUGAUGGGCCAGGAGAACUUCGCGAAGGCCGUGUUCAACAAGGUCUAUCACGACGACAUCGAGCGAUUGCGGUCAAUGAAGGAAAUGUGGCAGAGUCGCAAGGCACCCGAGUCUCUGCAAUUUGAGGUUGUCUGCAUCGAUGCGAAUCCCGAGAAGCAUGGGGAAGAGCUUGCUACGCAAGAUCAGUACGUGUGGACUCUCUUGGACAAUCUCAAGGUCUUCUGCCAUAGCAUCGCCAAGCUCAGCAAGCGUGUUGCGGAUGGAGAAACGGCGAUAGAGUUCGACAAGGACGACAAGGACACACUCGAUUUUGUCGCAUCAGCUGCAAAUCUAAGAGCACACAUUUUCGGCAUCGAUCUUCAGACAGAGUGGGACAUCAAGCAGAUGGCAGGAAAUAUCAUCCCUGCCAUUGCUACCUCAAAUGCGCUCACAGCUUCGCUAUGCGUGUUUGAGGCAUUUAAGAUUCUGCGCACCCAUACCAAGAUGGUCUUCCUGACGUCUAAAAACACCGACCGAAUGAUCACCAGUCAAGCACUGGUAGCACCCCGCAAAGACUGCCCUGUGUGCUCGCCAACAUACGCAAAAGUCAUCAUCAAGCAAGGUAGCAGUCCGACGCUGCAGAAGCUGAUCGAUCUGGUAAAAGCUUGCGGCGGUUUCGAGGACUUCUCCGUGACAUUCGGCGAGAAGAUCAUCUACGAUCCCGAUCUCGACGAUAACCUCAACAAGCCUCUUCGUCACGAGGAUUUGGGCAUCGAUGGAAAGGACAUCACCUUUUUAACCAUAGUCGACGACAGCGACGAGCCGAAGGUUGACCUUGUGCUCAGCGUCAAGACUAAAGAGCUCGAAGGCGAA
Molecule: messenger RNA, 1563 nt
Organism: Pseudocercospora fijiensis CIRAD86
Lineage: Eukaryota; Fungi; Ascomycota; Dothideomycetes; Mycosphaerellales; Mycosphaerellaceae
Exons: 3
Biological process (GO): protein sumoylation
Cellular component (GO): SUMO activating enzyme complex; cytoplasm
Molecular function (GO): SUMO activating enzyme activity
Source: RefSeq, a predicted model, not a curated record